GCUUCGUAUGUUAUGGUUAAGGUGGAAAGUGAAACGAGUAGUAACUUUUUGAUAUUUUAUGGCCUCGUUUGGAAAAACUAAUUGUAGUAGGUAAUUUUCCAUAGUAAUAUGAUUUAAUCCUUAUAGUAUCUAUUUUCCUAAAGGAUUUUCGAGUAUUUCAAAGUAAUAAGAUAAAAUAUUAUGAGGGAUUGCCGAAAUGUUGGCAUUGUAGUGAUUGAGCAGUAGUUGGCAGUCGAGGUUGACACUAAAAAAUGAAUAGCCACAGUUUUACUUUAGCUGAGCGACUCAUCCCAGCAACCUACCUGCAACAGGCUGCAGCAGCAAAGAAAACUCGAGAGAGUCUCAUACGACAGCUUAUAGAACAGAGAAAAUGGCCAGAAGAAGGUUGGGAUGACACUACAAUUGAACUAUUUCUUGCUGAUCUGGCGCAAAUGGACAGCAAUAACUUUCCUGGAAACUGUGGUAUAGGUGAAAGAGAAGCAAGAAUUGCAUCUGCCCUGGUUGCGCGACGUCACUAUAGGCUUGGACACGGAAUUGGCCGAUCAGGAGAUCUGGGGGAGGUACAGCCAAAAGCAGCUGGCUCUAGUCUCAUGAACAAACUCACAAAUUCUUUGGUGCUUGAUGUCAUUCGCUUCAUGGGUGUGAAGACAUCUGCGGGAUGCUUUGUUGUACCUAUGGCCACAGGAAUGAGCUUGGUGCUUUGUAUGUUAACUCUCAAACAGGAGCGGCCAGAAGCAAAGUUUGUGUUGUGGUCCAGGAUUGACCAGAAAGCAUGUUUCAAAUGUAUUAUUACUGCAGGUCUUCAGCCAAUCAUCAUUGAAACCAGUCCAUGUGGGGAUGAGCUUCGGACAGACCUCACAGCAAUGGAACACCAAAUGGCAACACUGGGUGCUGAGAAUAUAGCCUGUGUUCUUACCACUACAAGCUGCUUUGCUCCCAGAGCUAGUGAUUCUGUGGAGCAAGUAGCAGUUCUCUGUAGUCGGUACAACAUCCCUCAUAUUAUCAAUAAUGCAUAUGGACUCCAGAGCUCUCGGUGUAUGCAUCUUAUACAGGAGGCUGCCAGGAAAGGAAGAGUAGAUGCCUUCGUACAGAGUACAGAUAAGAAUUUUCUAGUACCUGUGGGAGGUGCAAUUAUUGCUGGUUUUGACAAAGGUCUUGUGGAACGAAUAUCUAGGAUGUAUCCUGGUCGAGCUUCAUCCAGUCCAGCUAUGGAUGUUUUUAUAACACUUCUCUCACUUGGUGUGAAUGGCUACAAAAAUCUCAUCACGCAGCGGAAAGAGAUGUACACCUACCUCAAGGAGGAGCUCACCAAAGUUGCCCUUAAACAUGGGGAAAGACUUCUAGAAACAAAGAAUAAUCCAAUAUCAUUGGGCAUGACACUUACUUCUCUAGCUGGCUCUGACAGCAAAACAGUGACUAUGCUUGGCUCAAUGCUGUUUCUGCGUUGUGUUUCUGGAACACGAGUGGUCACUGGAGCAGAUCUUAAAGAAGUAGCAGGAUAUAAAUUUGAAGGCUGGGGCGCUCAUAACAGUAACUACCCUGUGCCAUACCUCACGGCAGCAGCUGCUCUAGGAAUGCGAAAAUCAGAUGUUGAUUUGUUUUCACAUCGUCUGGAUAAGGUGUUGAGCAAGUUGAAGGGACGUAGUGCCCCUCCCACACCUACCUCAGUGGAGGAGCUGGCAGUUAUGCGGCGAGUGAUGAGAGGUGGCGGUGGAGGUGGCUCCAGCACUCUUAAUGGUGAGGGUGGAAGUGGCAGUGGCAGUGGUGGAGAGCAACACAGCCAGAGCAGUACCAGCACCUCACUCGCCAGCAGCAAGGACAGUCUGCGUAAGUGAUAGCAAGGCUGGACCCAUACUCUACAGACCCCAGUGGGCAGGUGAAAUAUGGCUAGAAUAUAUGUUGGCAGGGAAAUGUAGACUCUGGUAAUUUACUGAAAUAUGUGAACUGUUACUCUGCUCAGUUUGCACUUAGUAACAUCGCACGUUUUCAUAUAUUGACUACUUUAAAAACACCCAUUCCUGACAAAAGGUGGUUGGAAUAAAGUAACUAUCAGCACAUUCUCAUCAAAUGUCUGGAAUCUCAGAGUAUAAUCAUAUUUGUAACAGUAUUCCCACCUUAACAUAUUGUCCUUGAAGAAAGAGUUCUGCAGCAACUGUGUGAUGAUCAUUUCUGGCCUCCACAUUGCAAUGUAGAGGGCCAGAGAGAGAGAAUAUUAAAGAGUCUACAUUUUUGCAAACUGCUCAUAUUACAAUAUUACAAACUGUAUUCUUCCCAUAAUACACUCUUGCUUUGUCUGGGGCAGAAACUAAUCAAAACCUUCAUGCCCUAUAUUCAUCUUGCACUCCCAUGCAAGAAACACUGUGCUUAAAUUCUUCUCCUCCCCCACCCCCCAAACACACACACACACACACACGCACACACAUGUGUACGCACAAAGUAACAGCACCGACAUACUGAAAACAAAUAUAUUACUGGGAUUAUCUUAAGCAUGUAUGGGUACUGUGCUUUGUGCAUACUGGAUAUGGAAACAUUUACAAGGGUACUGCAUUUUCAAAUUGUACCCAAAAAGUCUUAGGUUAACAACUUUUCUGUGGUGCCUGGUGGUCACAUCACAAGAACUGACUGCACUCAUGGAAUUUAUCUUACGUCUAUUUCAUGAUGCAACUGACUUUUAAAUUGUUUUUAUCAUAAUGUACAAAUACCAAUUACUGUUAGACAUCAGAAACUCAUGUCAUCACAAGGAAAACAUUUUCUGUUAUGAUCUAGGUAACCUCUUGUUAUUGCUCGUAUGGAAUGAUUCUGAACUCGUAUUGAGCUUGCUGGUUGCACUCAUCCGAAGGUGGGCUGCCGCUUGCUGGUAGAAGUAGGUAGCAGGAAGACAUACUGUAUUAUGUAGAAUCACAUGUUCCAACUUUUUGGAACAUGUAAGUGAACAGUGACAUUUCUGAAAUUGCAGUUACCUUUUCAAAAAUUGUUUUGUUUGUACAUUAAGCCUUUCCUAUUAUUUUUAUUUGUGACCUCACUCCUGCCAGAUACAAAUUAAUUUGUGUGAAUGUUUGGAAAGAGAGACUUUGCUGUUGGAAAAUAUAGUGCUCCUGCUGUCUGUUGUUCCUAUGUACAAACACUCUAAAAGAUAAUAUUAUACUGCAGCAUGCUGUUGCACCAUGUAUUCUAAAUUAGCAUUAAAAUUCACACUUCAAAAGCAUUUGUCUCUUCCUGUUAUUCAAACACUACAUGUUUCAGCCCAACUGGCCAUCAUCGGAUGUAGAGGAAACUGCUGCUCCUUUGUCAUGCUGCUACACUUAGCAUAUUAAUGGUGUAAAAUACUUAUACAAUUUUUUAAAAUAUUGUGCCAUGAUUAUUUUGUUGUAUGCAUGUGUUGUGGGCCUGGUGUAUUUGUAAAGUAUAAUGAUGAGCUAUAUUAGUGUUUUGUUUAUGAAGUGAAUUAUUUUAUGUUAUAUGCUGUUAUUCUGUCACUGUAGUUGUAAUGUUUUAAUACAUCGAUGAAUUUGUACAGGGAUGAUGAGAAGCGUUAGUACUUUUAAGAGAUGUCAGAGAAUCUUUAUGGUAUGCAUUUAGUUGUAUUUCAUACAGUAGAAUUAAUAGGGCCAUGUACACUACAAUAAUAUCCACAAACAAAACCAAAUUGAUAUUACUGUAUCAACAUUCAUUUAUUGGGCAAAGGUGUUUUGCUACAUGUUUCAACCUUCACCACGUCAUCAUCAGGCAAAUUUAUAAGAAUUCAAUCUUAGUUCUUGAAUUGAAUUGAAUUGAUUGAAUUCUUCUAAAUUCAACUGAUGAUGACCUUUUGAAGGUCAAAAUCUGUAGUGAGACACCUUUGCCCAGUAAAUGAAUAUUGAUACAGUAGUAUCAAUUUGUUUUUUUUGUGGAUAUUGUUGUGUAGAUGACCCUAUUAAUGCUAAUGUCAAAGAAUGUAAAGAGUGAAGGUGUAACUCUGAGUACGUGUUUUAAUAUGGCAGUAAAUUUGUAGGUGGUGUUGGAAGGCUUCUGGCAUUGUUCUUGUGUGGGAAAAUUACAAUGUGAGGAGCCUUCCAACAGAAUAGGAAAAGGGUAAUUUAGUAACUUGAUUAAUGGACUGAUAUAACUUCCAUUGCUAUUGCAGUCAGCCAAUACUGUAAUCAUAAAGCAGUUUGCAUCCAUCACGUGGUGGAUUUUGCCAGCUGCAUUGCCGACACGCAGUACAAAAAUUGCUAGAAUUUCAAUCAAUAUACCGCACUCAGUGGCAAGCAUACACUGUAUAUAUUAUAUAUAAUAAUGGUAAAUUUGGGGAGGAGUUAAAGGAUUAUAUAAAUGCUGUUUAAGGAAAUAACAGAGUAAGUUUGUUUUUAAUUCAUCAGAUUAAAAUGUCCAAACUGAAAUAUUGUGUUGCAGAUAGAGUAAAGCAAACCAAUUUUGGUAUUUACAGUAUGAAAUAUAGACACUUCACAUUUUUGUAAUUUGCAAAUAGUCUGAAAAUGGUAAAGCAGUUGUUGAUGCUCUGAUGAACUAGUUACAGACAUUGUGCUUUCGUGUUUGGCUUUGUAAUUGUAUUGCCCAGCAAACAAAUGCCAUGCUUUUUUGUCACAAGCAUUCAGCGACACGUGAUCGAGAAAGCACUCUAAGGAAAUGUUGCUAUGUGUUGGUAUUUGUAAUUUGCUUUGUCAUAUAUGGAAUCAGUACAUACAGUAAGGAAGGAAAUUAUCAUAGCCUUGUAAAGAAUCUUUUAUAAUUCUUGCUAGGAGCAAUCACAACAGAAUGGUAACACUUGCUCAUUCUCAUGUUGACUGCAGAAAGAACCCAGUGACUCAUAUUGUGCUUGAAGGUCCUUGGUUGACUUUCACUGUUUGGCAACACAUCUUUUGAUCAGUUCUUCUAUUGCAUUUAUGGUGAUGUGCUUUACCUCACGUAGCUCAUUUGUCUGUUAAUCGGGAAUCAUAGAACAACAUUAAAGAUUGAUUCUAAAUCCUGCAAGAUACUUUACUGCGGAACAUGGAACUUAUCAUCAUCAUCAUCAUCAUCUACUACAGGUACACUGUAUGGAGCCAAAAGGCUGGGCUGCUGGCUCAAAUGGUUAUUCCUGUAUUUUUUAAAAAGUACCAAUGAUGACAGCAACGAAAGUAGACAACACUUCGCAGAUAUUUAUACUUCAAAUGUGUGUAACUGUUUAUUCAUACAUUACUUAUAAGUUGUUUAUUAAUUCAUUAUCUAUUGUACAGUCUGUCACUUUGAUGUAAGUAGGAAUCACAGGGCAUGUUUGUUACAAUUAAGCAGUAUCUAGGUAACCAAGGAGAUUAUGAAUGUAAAUGUGUGUAUGUGUGAAUAUGAAAAGUGCAUGUGUUUGAUAUUAUAGAAGAACAGAGGGUGUUGAAUAAUGGGGAAUAAUUGUCAGCUACAUAAUGAGUUUGAAAGGGAACAGUAAUAUCCAGAUGGUUAAGACUUUAGUAGGGAAGUGUAAAUUUUAAUCUGGUGUCCAUUUGUACAGGCAGUGCUUGUGAAACUGAACCUGAAAGUCACAGGAGUCAAAUUAAAGAACAGGAAUUUGUUUUUGACACAAACAGACAAACACAUGUUGAGGAUGUAUGCAUGUUCGCCUCAGUUUAUUGUGUCUAAACCACAGGUUUUGUUUUCUGCAGUUGUUGCCAAUUUAUAUACGGGUGUAAUAGUAGGUGUUCAUGUGAAAAAAUCUAUUCAGAAUGUGUGCUUAUGUGACCUUAUGAGGCCAUUAAUUAGUAGAGGUUUAUUCUGUGGGUUUGAAGGAACAUACCAAAAUGUGAUCAAAAUCAGAAAGAAAAGAAAAGGUAUUUAUCAUUGAUAAUUGUUAAUGUGAAAUCUCUUCAACUUCUCUAGCAUUUAGGUUGUUCUGAACAGGAAAAUGGGUUGCUGACAAUAAUGAUCACUGCUUGCAAGUCCCGUGACAGGAGAAAUCAAACAGCUUUAAUUGUUAGUAUCAAUCUUUUGAGUGGAAGUAGAAUGGUUGCAGCUAACUAGAUAUUCUUGAGGAUUUUUUCUAGGCUGAAGUGGUGUUUUUUUCUUUCUAUGUAUGAAUUGAGCUUUUUCUGUGUACUUAUUUAUAACAAUGUUUGUAUGUCUGUAAAAAUAUUUGUGGUUUGUAUCUAGAAGAAUUAGGGCUCAAGUUAUAUCGGAUGUUACUACUGAUGGUUCCCUAGUUUAACACAAAACCUUCAAGUUGUACCAGUGUACACUUCUAGCAUGGAUUUCUGUAUUAUGUGAAUUUAGAAAAACUUUUAAAAUCUAAGCCUUGAGUUAUUUAGGAACAGUUUUACAUUAGUAAAAGUUUGGACCCUGUCAUCUUAUUUGGGCUCAUUUUGAGAAGUUGAAUUUGCUGGUAACUAUUACUUCUAAAAUAGUACUAUAAAAAUACAUUUCACUGUUAACUAUUGCUAAUGCUGGCCAUGCAGUUUCUCCUUCAUUUACAUUGCCAAUGCUUGUAAAGUUAAUAUAAAAACAAUUAGAAUUUUUUCUCUCUGAAAUAUGUUUUUUCCAUUGUUAAUUGCACCAGCCUUUGGCCCUCUGAGUCUUUAGAGAAAGAAAUUCCAUAAUUGUCACUGUGUUAUGAAUGUGAAAGAAUUUAUUCAUUUCAGAAAUAUAAAUUUUCAUGAGUAAUGAAUAGUUCAUGUUUUAAAAUAAGGGAAAGUGUUAAAAUGUCUAAAUUCUCAUAACAAACUGUGAAAAGUAACAGUUCUGAGAAAUGAAUCUGAAACGUUUUCUUUGUUUAUGCACUGGCUUACAAGUUGAUUGCUAAUAGAGGGGUGAUAAUAAGUUUCAUUUAACUUGUGUAUACAGUAUUUGAAUACCUGUAGAUUAACCUAUUCCAUCCAUGUGUGUCCAUCCAGAGGACCCUUUGAAAAAUCCGGCCAGUUUAUUUUGCAUUAUGUACCCCACAAUUGAGAAAUGUCAUUGAAUGUUUUUGUGUUAUGUUGUACAGCUUUAUUUAUAAAUACAAUUAUAGUGAAGUGAUGGGAGAUUUUACAAGAAAAAACUGUCCUUAUAUUGUUACAGUUAUAAUAUAAUUCUGCAGUGGAGGUAGUGUAUGUAUGAGAUUGCAGAAUAGUGUCAUCUAAUUGUUAUCACUAAAAAGUAUGCGUUCCUCGAUACAGUCAUUAAAAAUAUGCUGUAUUCAAUAAUCAGUAAUUCCCAUUUGGGAAGUUAAUCUACUUCUGUUACUGAGCCAAUUUUGGAAAAGUAAUGGGUUGUGAUAUCUAACUCAUUUAGUUUAUACUUGCUCUGUGUUUUUCAGAUCUGGAGAUCAGAGAGAACUUUUUUCAGUGUCAUUAGGCAAUAACAUAGAACUGAUACAUUCCUCACUAUUGAGUUGAUCAUAAGAUUUGUGUGAUGUGGGUGACAUUAGUUAUAACUGUUUUGCAUUUAUAAUUCUGCACUAGAUGAGCUGUUCAGAAAAUGAAAUUGUUAUUUUGUGUGCAAGCCCAGUCCUUGGGUUCUGCUUGUGCUCAUUGUUUUCUGAACAGGUCUGUAAUGCACUAAUUGUGUCAAUUGUCUAGUCAAAACCAGCAGCAAGAUGCAGUAUGCUUCUGUGAGACACUGUCCCCAUACUAUUAACAUAUGACAUGCACUAUUUACCAUCUCGUGUAACAGUGUUGCUCGAAUUUUAUCCUCUUGAAAACCUAUGAUAAUUACGUUAGUUUACAGUGCUGUAAUUAGGGUUAGUGAAAUGUAGCAAGUGUUGACGUGGUGAUAGAGCUGAUGCAGUUGAUCAUAACUGUAGAAGUUCUACAAGAGUAGUCACAUAUGUUGACAAUGCAAGCUUAACAUAAGUAGCAUCCAUAUUUUACAAUCAUUUUUUCAGAGUUAAUUUUCAUGGAAAACAUUCUUUAGUGUUAAUUUUAAAUCAUUAUAUACAUAUGUAUUUUAUGUGCAUGUUUGUACAAUAGUCACAAUAGUAUAGGUCAUUCCAGUUUCCAUGUUGGGAAUUUUAAACCAAGCUUUAAUCUUGUAAAAAGACAACAAUGUAUUAUAGAGAUAUUGUAAGUUAUAUAAAUGACUGAUUCUGAUAGUAAUAAAAUACUUGACAAUUUA
This is a messenger RNA of Cryptotermes secundus, 8055 nucleotides long. Its product is annotated as O-phosphoseryl-tRNA(Sec) selenium transferase. Lineage: Eukaryota; Metazoa; Arthropoda; Insecta; Blattodea; Kalotermitidae. The record is from RefSeq and is a predicted model, not a curated record. The transcript is spliced from 10 exons. Gene Ontology annotation, biological process: conversion of seryl-tRNAsec to selenocys-tRNAsec; selenocysteine incorporation. Bases 252 to 1835 code for a protein of 527 amino acids. Gene Ontology annotation, molecular function: O-phosphoseryl-tRNA(Sec) selenium transferase activity; tRNA binding.